Arachis duranensis is the source of this 2900-nucleotide messenger RNA. RefSeq names its product elongation factor 2. Gene Ontology annotation, molecular function: GTP binding; ribosome binding; GTPase activity. Gene Ontology annotation, biological process: translational elongation. Bases 148 to 2679 code for a protein of 843 amino acids. Lineage: Eukaryota; Viridiplantae; Streptophyta; Magnoliopsida; Fabales; Fabaceae. The record is from RefSeq and is a predicted model, not a curated record. The transcript is spliced from 4 exons. Gene Ontology annotation, cellular component: ribonucleoprotein complex; cytosol.
UUGCCCGUUAAAUACACUCAUUUUAGAGAGGCGCAAGGAUAACCGCAACCCUAAACCUUGGCCGCCGCUCUCUCUUGUACUUCUCCCAUUUUGCUUUCGCUCUUUCAGCUUUGAACGAAUUUCUCUGGGAAAUAAAGGCUAGUCAAGAUGGUGAAGUUCACAGCUGAAGAGCUCCGUCGUAUUAUGGACUACAAACACAACAUUCGUAACAUGUCUGUGAUAGCUCACGUCGAUCACGGAAAAUCAACUCUCACUGAUUCUCUGGUUGCUGCCGCUGGAAUUAUUGCCCAAGAAGUGGCAGGGGAUGUCCGUAUGACUGAUACCCGAGCAGAUGAAGCUGAGCGUGGUAUUACAAUAAAGUCUACUGGUAUCUCUCUCUACUAUGAAAUGAGUGAUGAGGCCCUCAAGAAUUACAAGGGAGAACGCCAAGGAAAUGAGUAUCUCAUAAAUCUCAUCGAUUCACCCGGGCACGUUGAUUUCUCAUCGGAGGUUACUGCUGCGCUCCGUAUUACUGAUGGAGCACUAGUGGUGGUGGAUUGUAUUGAAGGUGUCUGUGUGCAAACUGAAACUGUGCUACGACAGGCUCUUGGAGAAAGGAUCAGACCUGUUCUGACUGUAAACAAGAUGGACAGAUGCUUCCUGGAGCUCCAGGUUGAUGGAGAGGAGGCUUACCAAACAUUCUCAAGAGUUAUUGAGAAUGCCAAUGUGAUCAUGGCUACAUAUGAGGAUCCGUUGCUUGGUGAUUGCCAGGUGUACCCAGAGAAAGGAACGGUUGCUUUCUCUGCUGGUUUGCACGGUUGGGCUUUUACCUUGACAAACUUCGCAAAAAUGUAUGCCUCAAAAUUCGGCGUUGAUGAAUCAAAGAUGAUGGAAAGGCUCUGGGGUGAAAACUUCUUUGAUCCUGCGACAAAGAAAUGGACCAGCAAGAACACCGGUACUGCCACAUGCAAGCGUGGGUUUGUACAGUUCUGUUAUGAGCCCAUCAAGCAGAUCAUCAACACUUGUAUGAAUGAUCAGAAGGAUAAGCUCUGGCCUAUGUUGCAGAAGUUAGCAGUCACCAUGAAAUCUGAUGAAAAGGACUUGAUGGGCAAAGCAUUGAUGAAACGUGUCAUGCAAACAUGGCUUCCAGCAAGUACUGCACUCUUGGAAAUGAUGAUAUUUCAUCUUCCAUCUCCAGCUAAGGCCCAAAAGUAUCGUGUUGAGAAUUUGUAUGAGGGUCCCCUCGAUGAUCAAUAUGCUGCUGCUAUUAGAGCCUGUGAUCCUGAGGGUCCACUUAUGCUUUAUGUCUCUAAGAUGAUUCCUGCUUCUGACAAGGGUCGGUUCUUUGCUUUUGGUCGUGUUUUCUCUGGGAGAGUGUCAACUGGUCUGAAGGUCAGAAUUAUGGGACCAAAUUAUGUUCCUGGUGAGAAGAAAGACCUGUAUGUUAAAAGUGUGCAAAGGACCGUCAUUUGGAUGGGAAAGAGGCAAGAAACAGUGGAGGAUGUUCCUUGUGGUAACACAGUUGCCAUGGUUGGUUUGGAUCAAUUUAUCACCAAGAAUGCCACAUUGACAAAUGAGAAGGAAGUUGAUGCCCACCCGAUUCGAGCCAUGAAGUUUUCUGUCUCACCUGUCGUGCGUGUUGCUGUUCAGUGUAAGGUUGCAUCUGAUCUUCCUAAGCUUGUUGAGGGUCUCAAGAGGUUGGCCAAAUCUGAUCCUAUGGUUCUCUGUACUAUUGAGGAAUCUGGAGAGCACAUUGUUGCUGGUGCUGGGGAGCUUCACUUGGAAAUUUGCUUGAAGGACUUGCAAGAAGAUUUCAUGGGAGGAGCUGAGAUUAUCAAAUCUGACCCUGUUGUGUCUUUCCGCGAGACUGUUCUUGAGAGGUCAUGCCGCACUGUGAUGAGCAAGUCACCCAACAAGCACAACCGUCUCUACAUGGAAGCUAGGCCAAUGGAGGAUGGUCUUGCAGAGGCCAUUGAUGAUGGCAAGAUUGGUCCGAGGGAUGACCCCAAAGUUCGUUCCAAGAUCUUGUCUGAAGAGUACGGUUGGGACAAGGAUCUUGCCAAGAAAAUCUGGUGUUUUGGCCCCGAGACAACUGGACCCAACAUGGUUGUUGAUAUGUGUAAGGGAGUCCAGUACUUGAAUGAAAUCAAGGACUCUGUGGUUGCUGGUUUCCAAUGGGCAUCAAAGGAAGGUGCUCUUGCUGAAGAAAACAUGAGAGCUAUCUGCUUCGAAGUCUGCGAUGUAGUCCUCCACGCUGAUGCUAUCCACAGAGGUGGUGGUCAGAUUAUCCCCACUGCCAGGAGAGUCUUCUAUGCUUCCCAGUUGACUGCCAAGCCCAGGCUUCUUGAGCCUGUCUACUUGGUUGAAAUCCAAGCUCCUGAGCAGGCUCUUGGUGGUAUUUACAGUGUUCUGAACCAGAAGCGUGGACACGUGUUUGAGGAAAUGCAGAGGCCCGGGACUCCACUCUACAACAUCAAGGCUUACCUCCCUGUCAUUGAGUCCUUUGGAUUCUCCAGCACCUUGAGAGCCGCAACUUCCGGUCAAGCUUUCCCACAAUGUGUAUUUGAUCACUGGGACAUGAUGUCUUCAGAUCCAUUGGAGUCUGGAUCACAGGCUGCACAGCUUGUUAUGGAUAUCCGUAAGAGGAAAGGUUUGAAGGAGCAAAUGACGCCUCUAUCCGAGUACGAGGACAAGCUUUAAAUUGUUUCCUGCUGUUCUAUUUUAUGGUAUUAGGUAAGUUUUUGAUGGUGUAAAAUUGUUAUCUGAAUAGUUUACAAGUUCCAUUAUCUUGAAUUUUGUUAGUCUGGUUUUGCUCCCUGGGUUGUUGUACUUGGAAUUAUUUGUCUCUGCAUUGAUGUAUAUCUGAUAUAUAAGAUUGCAUCGAUAUUUGUCAUAUUAUUUCUUGAGAAUUUUGCUUAAAA